Molecule: messenger RNA, 3240 nt
Organism: Meloidogyne enterolobii
Lineage: Eukaryota; Metazoa; Nematoda; Chromadorea; Rhabditida; Meloidogynidae
Source: the annotation of a GenBank genome assembly
GAAUGCAACGUUUUAUAUUUACCAGAAAAACAACAAAUACAAUAGCACCAUUUGUUGAUAUUGAGAAAGGGAUUGGUGGUGGAGGUGAAGUUGAAAAAACAACAGAGAAUAACAACAAAGGAGUUAAAGCAAAAUAUUAUAAUGAAAAUUGUUUUAAAUUUAAAAGAAAAUCCCUUCGGAUACUCCAAAAUGUUGCUACUUUAUUGGAGGAUUGGUUAUUGCUUGCAUUGCUGGGAAUUCUUGUAGCUUUGUGUUCUUUAAUUAUGGAUAUGGCUAUUGAAUACUUGCAAACAUGGCACGUUUUCUUCAUAGAAAUUGUUCGAAAAAACACUCAGGGACAUUUAAACCUCAUCUCUACUUACUCUGUUUGGGCAGGUUAUAUGCUUAUAUUGGUUUUGGCUUCAGCUUUUUUUACAAUACUUCGAGGUGUUAUUCUCAAAGAAUUUUUGACUUUGAAAACGCUUUUGUCUAAAAUGGUUGGAUUAACACUUUCUUUGGGUAGCGGGUUGCCUAUUGGAAAGGAGGGACCAUUUGUUCAUAUCGCCUCAGUUGUCGCUAACCAAUUAAGUCAUUGUGUCCAUUCAAUUAAAGGUGCUUAUUCGAACGAAUCGAGAAGUUUUGAGAUGCUUGCGGCUGCGUGUGCAGUGGGGGUUAGUUCAACAUUUUCUGCUCCUGUUGGAGGUGUUUUAUUUUCAAUCGAAGUCACAGCAGCAUAUUUUGCAGUAAGAAAUUAUUGGAGAGGCUUUUUUGCUGCAACCUGCUCGACUGUACUUUUUCGAAUACUUAGAGUGCUUUUAGUUGAAACUGAAGUUACCGUUACUGCCUUCUAUCAAACUCAAUUCCCUAGAGAUGCGUUUUUGCCGGAAGAAUUACCAAUAUUCUCUAUUGUUGGUGUUAUUUGUGGUUUUGUUUCAGCAGCAUUUAUUUUUCUACAAAGGCGUUGUGUUAUUUUUCUUCGAUAUAAUUCAAUUUCAAAAUUUUUUCUUCAUAAACAUUGGUCAAUAUAUCCAAUACUUAUUGCAUUAAUUAUUGGAUCUAUUACGUACCCUCAAGGAUUUGGACAAUUUUUGGGAGGAGAGAAAAAAUUUAUGUAUGCAGCAAAAGAUUUUUUUGCUGACUGCACUUUUUCACUUCCCAACAACAGUAAUCGUGCUUGUCCGGAACAAUUAAUUUCUUCUUGGUCGAGGGAAGAUUAUUACACUCAUUUUACGACGUUGCCCAUAUUUAUUGGAGUUUAUUUUAUUUUAACAAUUUUGGCAAGUACACUACCCAUUCCUGCUGGAAUUUUUGGCCCGUCUUUUGUCCUUGGUGCAGCUAUUGGACGCUUUAUUGGAGAAAUUAUGGCCUCAUUGUAUCCAAGCGGUCUUCGGGGUCCAAACGAUUUACAAAUAUUCCCUGGGGUUUAUGCAAUUGUUGGGUCAGCAGCGUUAACUGGAGGAGUAACUCACACAGUUUCUGUGGCAGUUAUUGUGUUUGAACUGACUGGACAGCUUUUACAUAUUUUGCCUGUUAUGAUUGCUGUAUUAAUCGCCAAUGCAAUUUGCUCCAAUUUACAACCUUCCAUUUAUGAUUCUGCCAUUAAAUUGAAACAAUUGCCAUAUUUACCUGAUAUUCCCCAAACCUCUUCUCGUUUUCAUGGAAUUUUAGUCGAACAAUUUAUGACUUGUGAUAUUAAAUUUCUUUCAAAUGAAACAACAUAUGCUGAAAUGCAAGAAAUUUUAUUUGAUAACCCGAGGCUUAAAGCUUUUCCUAUUGUAGAGAAUGAAGAAACACGAAUAUUAAUUGGUUCUUGUAGUCGUUCCCGACUUAUUAGAAUAUUAAAUAAUCAUGUAGGCCCAAUUACCAGAAAACAAGAAGCAAUAAAAAGAAUAAAUACAAUUGAUAGAAGAAAGAAUUCCCAAACAACAACAAAAAAAGAAUCUUUAAUUUUGUCGCCUUCUUCAAAUAUUCCCCUUUUAAAAUUUUUAGAACCUCCAAAAGAACAAAAACAUUCAAUUGUUGAAUUAACAAAAACAAAAUCUGAAAGUUUAAUUGAAGGGAAAGAAGAGGAGGAGGAAAAUGUUAAUAAUAAAAAUAAUAUUCUCCAACAAAAACAAAGUUUGCAGCAACUAUAUUUAAAUCGUUUAAAUAAACCAUCAAUGUCUGUUAAACGUUCAUUAACUAUUCCUGCAAGUUUAAGUCAUUCUUCUAGUUAUAGUGAUGUUUAUAGUACUAUUGGAGAUAUGAUUAGAACAUUGUCAAGGUUCAGUCAAAGAUUUAGACGUGGCGUUGAUCAAAAUGGCGAGAUUGAUUUGGUGGGAGAUGAGAGAACAAUUUGGGAACAGGAACAAUUGGCUAAACGAGUUGAUUUUCGUUCUAUUGGAAUUGACCCGGCCCCCUUCCAAUUAGUAGAAGAAACAUCACUUUUUAAAGUCCACUCAUUAUUUUCAAUGUUAGGAUUAAACCGAGCUUAUGUCACAAAAUGUGGUCGUUUAGUUGGUGUUGUUGCUUUGAGGGAUUUGAGACUGGCAGUGGAAUUAAUUCAAUCAGGAGAUUUAAUAGCUAGGAAACCUUCAUUAAUUUCAACAGAAAGUAGUGAAGAAGGAGAAGAGGAAAAUUUAAGCAAAACUUUUAUUUCAAAUUUAGAAGAGGAAUGCCCAGAUAAAAAUGAUUUUCAACCUAAAAAUGAAAUAAUAGAGAAGGAAAGUAUUAAAUUGCAAACACAAAAAGAAGUUGUUGGUAGAACUACAAAAGAAGUAUUAAAAAAUAAUGAAAAUAAUGUUCCCAUUUUUGUAAUUUCAACAAGUGAAGAUGAAAAAUCAAAUGAAGAAUUAAAAGAAGAACAAGAAGCUUUUGUGGCUAGGCAAUUCUUCCCCAACUUCAACACCUUCAUGUUCACCCUCCUCUUCCCAUUCAUGUUUACGCGGUGCCAACAAAAAUAAUAAUAAUAAUCCUCCCAGUCCAGUACGCAAAGUUCGUAUUAUAUCGCCACUAAAUUCACCAACGGAAGAAGAUUUUUGUGAUAAAAAUAAAAAAUUUCCUCCUUCAGAAAAUUCUGAUUGAGAUUUUUUUAAUUUUAGAAAAUUUUUAAAAAUUUUCCACUUUCCGGAAAGUUUUUUGGAAAAUUUUUGUAAAUUUCCUAAUGUCUUAAAAAAUCAUUUUCAUCCAUUUUUUGUUUUUUUUUUAUUCUUGUUAUAUUCAAAACGAGUUUAUUAUUAUUUUUGCAUUUUCUGUAGCUUUACUUUAAAAAUUGUUCUUCUU